Molecule: messenger RNA, 3619 nt
Organism: Polistes canadensis
Lineage: Eukaryota; Metazoa; Arthropoda; Insecta; Hymenoptera; Vespidae
Gene: sv
Exons: 10
Coding region: 1-1695 (564 amino acids)
Biological process (GO): regulation of transcription by RNA polymerase II; anatomical structure development
Molecular function (GO): RNA polymerase II cis-regulatory region sequence-specific DNA binding; DNA-binding transcription factor activity, RNA polymerase II-specific
Source: RefSeq, a predicted model, not a curated record
AUGAUCAGCAUGGAGCUUCCGGCCCACGCGACGCAGCAUGGUGCUCUUCACCUGGGGGUCGGGGUCGCGGUGAAUCCAGGUGAUCCAGCCGGAAGUACUCUAGCCGCCAUUCAUCCGCAUCCCCAGGAUCCCCUAGCCCUCCACCAUCACAAUCACGCUACCGCGACACCCGGAGGUAUGCAUGAGGACUCCAAGAAAAAACAUGACGGUGGCCAUGGAAUGAAUCAAGACGGCCACGGUGGAGUUAACCAGCUUGGUGGUGUCUUUGUGAAUGGGAGGCCCUUACCGGACGUGGUAAGGCAAAGGAUCGUCGAACUCGCGCACAGUGGUGUCCGACCGUGCGACAUUUCGAGACAACUCAGGGUAUCUCACGGCUGUGUAUCCAAGAUAUUGUCUAGGUAUUACGAAACCGGUAGCUUCAAGGCUGGCGUGAUAGGUGGUUCGAAACCUAAGGUAGCAACGCCACCAGUGGUCGAUGCUAUCGCUAAUUACAAGAGGGACAAUCCAACGAUGUUUGCUUGGGAGAUACGAGACAGGUUGUUAGCCGAAGGGAUUUGCUCGCAGGACAACGUACCAUCCGUCUCCUCGAUCAAUCGAAUCGUGAGAAACAAGGCGGCGGAGAAGGCGAAGCACGCGCAUCAGCAACAGCAGGCGCAGCAGCAGCAAGGUCAGCAGCAAGGUCAGCCAGGAUCAGGUGGUUCCGUGUCGGUGAUAGCCCAUGCACCUGCAACGCCGACGGGUCAUCCUGCGGCCACCGCUCCCAAUGCCUACAGCAUCAGUGGCAUCCUCGGAAUCCCCGCACACCAUCAGGAUCCAAACGGCAACAGCAUCAAGAGAAAGCGAGCCGAUGACGACGACAAUCGUGAGUUGGGUGAUCAUCCCGAAGACGACUUGAAGAGACAGCGAAGCAACUACAAUGGCGACCAACUCUAUUCGAACCUGUGGUCGAGUAAAUGGAGCAUCAAGGACGAGCACAAGCUCUUGAACGAGCUCGGCGGAGGAGGCGGUGGUGGCGGAGGUGGCGGAGGCGGUGGAGGAGGUGGCGGCGGCGGAGGAGGCGGCGGUGGCGGUGGUGCCAACGGUACGACGAACGCGGGUGGAGGAGGAGGUGGUGGCGGAGGUGGCGGAGGUGCAGGAGCCGGUGGUGCCUACUACGAACACGCUGGAUUCCCCGGGAACGCGAUUGCCACCUCCGCCGAGCUCUACGACUCCCUGGGCACCAUCAGUACGAUGACGCAGGCGCAAACACCGCAUCUCUAUACCCCGCCCAUAGGGGGCACCAUAGGUGGUACAUUGACGCCGCUCGCGCCACUGACGAUGCAAGCAUUGGACGGGGCUAACAUGUCUCCUUACCACGCCACCGGUGGUGGCGACUACGCGUACAGCGCAGCGUAUUCUCAAUAUUCGAGUGCACCGUACAGUGGAUAUGGCUAUGGAGCAGCGACAAGCGGGUUGCUCAAUUCGACGUACUACUACUGCAACGGGGAUACGCUGGCGUCUUCCCAGAACAAUACGCAAGCGGGCGGAGCGUGCAACAAUGGUGGUAGUGGGGCGGAAAGCACCACUGACGUGGCUAGUCGUUCGCCAUUGGCUGCUACCAGAGCGAGUAGCGGGGCGAGUGCAGCAUCACCUACCGGAAGCGCUUGCACCAAGCCGGAUCAUGCCUCCACACCGACCGACCUAUACUUGGCUUGAUCGGUAAAAGCGUCACGUGAUUCCUCACUCUGAAAAACCGAUCGCGGAUAAAACGGACGCCAUAUCAUUCAGAAAACUCUAAAAAAAACCGUCUUACCGACUUAUGAUCUCCUGUUGAGUUUUCACGCUGAGAAUAUGACGAAGGCAGGAGGGAGGAUUAGAAUGGAGAAAGGAUUAAAUGAAGGGAAAGAAGAGGAGGAGCUGAGCAAACAAAUGAAAAAUCCUUCCCUUUCUCGUAUCCUUGCCUCUUUCGUUCUCGUUUCUUCUCAUUCAACAAAUCCGGCCGAAAAUAAUAAAAAGAAACGCGUUCGAGCCAAGAGGUUCGAAAACAAGGACCGUCUCUUACAUUAGUAGUUUAUUUAUUUGGUGAUACGAAGAGGAAAGCAAUUUUGGAAAAAGAAAAGAAAAAAAAAGUUUAUCGAACUGCGAGGAGAGACUGUCUUCUAACGCGGAAGAAACGAGAGGAAGCAAAAGAAGAAGGAAGAUCAGGAAAAGAGAAAAAGACCUUCCCGCACAGCGUUAGAGAUUUUCUUCGUUAGGACGCGCGCAGCCGCUAGAUAGUUUAAUUUAACGAUCCUCGUUUAUAGCGUAAUUAUCGAAAGACGCGCGACGCACGCUGAUCGGUCGACUCGAUGCUCGUUACCGCUACAAUUUUCCCGCUCGAAGAAAUUCGUAUUUGAAAAUUUCCCUCGAACAUUUGGCCGACCAAUCAGCGAUUCCGAUAGCCGGAGCGUGGCGUCGCGCGUGCACGCAUACGACGCGUUGCUCGCGAGCGCUGAUCCUCGUACCACCUGUCCCUGGGUUCACAAACUACGUCUGGAAAGGUACAAUGAGGAAAUUAUUCUCGGGAGUAACCUCUCGUAUGGAAAUUUUACGAACGCAAUUCGAAUGGUGUCCUUAUUCGAUUUCUAAUCGAAUGAGAUAAAAAGAAAACAAGAAAAAAAAGGAAAAAAAAACAUAUUUAAAAUGACGAUAAAAGCAAGAGAUAAUAGGUAUGAAAUGUUAAACAAAAAAAAAAAGGAAAAUGAAUACGGACACCAUUUAAUCGAAAAGUAUACCUAUGUAAGCAAGGAAGAUAAAAAAAAGCGUUGGUAGCCCGCGCGAGAAAUACCACCUCCCCUUAUUACUCCUUAUCAGCCCGUUCCAUAAAAUCCUUAAAAAUUCAAAUCCCUUCCCUUCCCUUACCUAAGGAUAUAAAGGUAUAGCAGAGAGUAAUCGAUAAGUUUAUUGAGAUUUUUAAAUCAGAAGUCGACGUAACGCGCGAUCGCUACUGUUAAGGAUAUUAUAUAUAUUUUUUGUAGAAACCAAAGACCACACGCGGAUCGUCGAAAGUAAUAAGGAGUGAGUGAACGUCGUCGUUUAAAAACAAAAAAUGGCAAUGUUUUUACGCCGUCGCGCGCUCAUGUCAGUCGGAGACAUUUUUCAAAAUCGUGCGACUCUAUAUAUAUAUAUUCUAUGAUGUUCUCUCUCGUGUUCUUUUUUCCUGUUUUUUUUUUUUUUUCAAGACAUGUACAUAAGCGUAUUCACGUGCAUACGUUUCCCGCCUCGAGUAAUGCACAGGAUAUAUCGGCAGAUUUUAAUUUCUUUUUAAUUUCCAUGUCCAAAUUAGAAGAAGAAGAGUCUAAUUAACGCGUUAAUAUUAUUUUGUAUGUUAUUGUGGGAUAGUGCACCUCAAUUCAUUCGUGCACCUCAAGGCAUUCGUGAGGAAGUUGACCUGGAUAACUGAAGGAUUAGAGCAGUCGCCCGGAAAGCGGAAGACCCGGUCCAGUCAGAUCCAACGGCCUAACUUUUUCACGAAUCCUACAUUAUUGUUAUUCCGUAGAAAAUAUAACCCGAAAAAGCUGGCGGAACGAAAGCGCUAACUCGCGAUGUCGAAGAAAUAUUUCCUUUUCUCUUUUUUUAUUAAGCCACCGAUAAAUUUAUU